Molecule: messenger RNA, 2604 nt
Organism: Petromyzon marinus (sea lamprey)
Lineage: Eukaryota; Metazoa; Chordata; Hyperoartia; Petromyzontiformes; Petromyzontidae
Product: perilipin-2-like
Biological process (GO): positive regulation of triglyceride storage; lipid storage
Cellular component (GO): cytosol; lipid droplet
Source: RefSeq, a predicted model, not a curated record
CGCGUGGCCCACCCCCACCUCUCGCCGACGUCAUUGCGAUCACGUGGUCGCAGGCUAUAUAUUAGCGCGCGAUUGCGUGACACCGGUGUGAGACGCUUCCGCUGGGCUGUCAGUCUAUCUCCAGAGCCAUCCAUACGGGCUGUAAAAUGGCUGAUGCCGUUGUCAUGGGAGUGCCGUUCGACUUGGCUGAAGGCCAGCGAGGAAGCCCACACAUCCCCUACAAUGAGAGCAUCGUGUCCCGCGUGGCGAAUCUGCCCCUGGUGAGCUCGGCGUACGACAUGAUGGCGGCUGCCUACAGCAGCACCAAGGAGAACCACCCGUACGUGAAGUCAGUGUGCGAGGUGGCCGAGCAGGGUGUGCGCACGGUUGCUGGUGUCACCGCCACCACUGUCAAGCCCCUCGUGGACAAGUUGGAGCCUCAGAUUUCCACUGCCAACCAAUACGCUUGCAAAGGGCUCGACAAACUGGAAGAUAAGCUGCCCAUUCUGCAGCACUCCUCUGAAAAGCUGGCAGCCAACGCCAAGGACAUUGUCGCAUCAACUGUCGGGGCCACCAUGGGCACGGUGACUGACAGCAUCACGGGUGCUGUGGACAAGACCAAGGGCGCGGUGAACAACAGCAUGGAGAUGACCAGGGGCGUCGUGUCAGGAGGGAUGGACAUAACCAAGGGGGUGGUUUUGGGAGGUGUGGAGAUGACCAGGGGCAUCGUGUCAGGAGGGAUGGACAUAACCAAGGGGAUGGUUUUGGGAGGGGUAGAGAUGACCAAGGGUGUGGUCAACAGCAGCGUGGAUCUGACCAAGGGGGUGGUGUCGGGCGGGGUGGAGAUGACCAAGAGCGUGGUGUCGGGUGGGGUGAGCACGGUGAUGAACAGCCGCGUGGGGCAGCUGGUGACAGCCGGAGUGGAUACGGCACUCGGCAAGACGGAGGAGUACGUCGACUACUACCUGCCGCCUGCUGAUGCCCCCAACCACGCCGGAGAGGCAGGGGAUGCAGCGCCAGAGAGGCAGCUCAUGGCCGGACAGGACCCUCAGAGCUACUACGUACGAUUUCACUCCCUCUCCGCCAAGGUGCGGCAGCGCCUGUACGUGCAGUCUGUCGAUCGACUGCGCAAGGCCAAGAUACGCAGCCAGGACACCAUCGCGCAGCUCCAACACACGGUCAACCUGAUUGAAUACGCCAAGACACACCUGGACACUGCCAAUCAACUGGUUCAAGAUAAGCUGCAGAGCUCUUGGCAGCAAUGGAAAGGGACCAGCCCGGGUGAAGGCGAGGAAGAGGGUGCGGAGAACGAAUCUAAGUCUGCUGAGUCCAGGACGCUGGCGAUGGCUCGCACCCUGAGCCAGCAGGUGCACAAGUCAUGCGUGUCUCUGGCCACCAACGUCCGCGGUCUCCCACAGAACGUGCAGGACCAGGCGCAGCGCGUCCGCCAAAACGCGGACGCCCUCGUCGCUGCCUUCCGCAGUACCACCUCCUUCAAGGACAUCCCGGCGCAUCUGUUAACCCGCAGCAAGGAACAAAUAUCGCAGCUCAGCAUCUCCAUGGAGGAUGUUGUGGACUACUUGCUUAAUAACACGCCCUUCAACUGGAUGGUAGGUUUCAUCAUCACCCACCAGCUGGAAGAGGGCACCCCGCAAAUCGGGGAAGACGGUGAAUUUGGAUAUCAGUGACCUGCAGUCGGAAAAUGGAGAUGAGGAUGAAGAAGAAGUUGUUAUGGGAAAUGGAUCGGCUGUAUUCGUCCACUGAACAAAAGAAAUCUUGCAGUCUUUGUGUUUGCCAGAGUUUGUCAUUUUAAUUGCCACUUGUGAUAUUUGUGUUUCUUGCAUAAUUUAAAAAUGGAUCGCAUAAUACUCUUUGCGGUUAACGUUGUGACAUGCUUCAGUGUAUGCAAAUAGUUGCAUAAAGUGGAAUGUUUGGCCUUUAUUAGAACGAUCUAAUUUAGGGUUAACAUCAAGAUCGUAUGGAAUGUCUAAAUUGAAUUCAAAAUGGCAAGUCAGAUUUGAAAAACAUUAUGCCAACAUUAUUUUACAUCCUUGUUGCCUUACUGACUGCAAUUUUACUUUAAUUUAUAUCAACAUAGUACUUUUAAUUUGACAGGUUUUUUUUAUCUUUUUGCAAACUAUGCUCACUUAACCUGUGAUCUUGUUGUCGGAAACCGGGUUUUUUCUUUUGUUGUUUCCUUAUGAAUAUAAUUUGUUGGCACUGCCAAUGUUAAAUACUAAAGCUGACCAGUGACUAGCUUUUUGUUUCGAGGGUGAAUGCAUGCUGUCUGUUCAUUGCAUUUUCAAGUUACGUGGGUAUCUUUUUACUUUACAGCCUUUGGUACAAGACUUAAAAGUGGUGUUUAUUAAAAUGUUAAGGGUUAUCACGCAACAUUGUGCAGUGGUAUCUGCGUCUGGUGUUGCACAAUUCAAGUGCCCCAACAUAUAACGUCUGCAAAGGCAGACCUGUGCCAUACAUUGAAAAGUACUACUGAACUCUGGUUUAUGGCUGUUUGUUUUUAUAACUUGUUAACACUGGAACAGAUCUCUUCAUGUGCUGGAUUGAUCCAACUGGAAUGAUUUCGUAUAAGUGCCUUAUUAAAAAAAAAUGUCCUUUGCAUCCUGA